Messenger RNA from Postia placenta MAD-698-R-SB12, 1098 nucleotides. RefSeq lists its product as hypothetical. Bases 141 to 1058 code for a protein of 305 amino acids. The record is from RefSeq and is a predicted model, not a curated record. Gene Ontology annotation, biological process: glycine import into mitochondrion. Gene Ontology annotation, cellular component: mitochondrial inner membrane; mitochondrion. NCBI's taxonomy places the organism in Eukaryota, Fungi, Basidiomycota, Agaricomycetes, Polyporales, Adustoporiaceae. Gene Ontology annotation, molecular function: glycine transmembrane transporter activity. The transcript is spliced from 9 exons.
AUCCUGGCUCCGGAGAACUGAGACCCUGACUCUGUGACUCUGCGCAUUGCAGCUUGGGCUAGUCAAUUGACGAGCGCCGCGAGCACGAAACGAAACGCCCGCGUGACAGCAGCAUACAAGCUGUGAAGACGCGAACAUUUAUGAAUAAUGCUAGUCAGCACCUUCUGUCAGGUGCAGUGUCGGGAUUCGCGUCCAGCAUAUCCUUGCAGCCGCUCGACCUCUUGAAGACACGCCUACAGCAGGGUGACGGUUCCUCACGCGGCGCUCGGCAUGCAGGAAGCAUUUUGUCGAUCGCACGGGACAUUGUCAGAGAGAAGGGCGUGUUCGGUCUCUGGCGGGGGACAAGUGCCACUCUGCUAAGGAAUGUGCCUGGAGUUGCACUUUAUUUCACCAGCUUGAACCAUGUUAGAACCGUACUCGCUACCACCCCGUACUUUGCUGUGGUCCCCCUUGAGCAAACACGCGCGUCAUCCGGAUCUGUCCUUCCGAAGCUCUCCAAAUGGGGCAACCUUCUGGCGGGCGCGACCGCGCGGGUGGCGGUGGGAACACUGCUGAACCCGUUUGCGGUGCUGAAAGCACGCUACGAAAGCAAUCUCCACGAAUAUAAAAGCCUCGCUAGCGCGAUACACUCCCUUGUGCAAGCGGGUCCCUCGGAAUUAUUUCGAGGAGUUCUGGCAGCCUCGCUGCGCGAUGCGCCUUACGCAGGGUUGUUUGUUGUGUCUUACGAGCAUUUCAAGGGCGAGUUAGAGCAUUUCGUCGCACCGACAUCCUCGACCUCGUCAACCUUGGUGUAUGGCUUUGCAGCCGCAUCCGCCGGCGUAGUUGCCAGUCUAGCUACACAUCCCUUCGACGUCGUCAAGACGAAAAUGCAGGUUCGCACAGAAGACAGAUACCAGGGGCUCCUGAAAACCAUCAGCACUAUCUAUCAGCAACGCGGAUGGAUCGGUUUCUACGACGGCGCAGUUUUGCGUAUACUGCGGAAGCCGCCAAAUUCGGCUAUUGCUUGGGCUACAUACGAAAGUGUACUCAUGCUCAUGCGCCGCUCGCAGCAAUCUUAAUGCGUACGGGCCCUUGGGAAAUAUAUCCUGCUGUUUUAAG